Messenger RNA from Leucoraja erinaceus (little skate), 2273 nucleotides. RefSeq names its product integrin alpha-10-like. The record is from RefSeq and is a predicted model, not a curated record. The transcript is spliced from 15 exons. Bases 84 to 2075 code for a protein of 663 amino acids. Gene Ontology annotation, biological process: cell-matrix adhesion; cell adhesion mediated by integrin; cell-cell adhesion. Lineage: Eukaryota; Metazoa; Chordata; Chondrichthyes; Rajiformes; Rajidae. Gene Ontology annotation, cellular component: external side of plasma membrane; integrin complex. Gene Ontology annotation, molecular function: integrin binding.
GAGGGGGUGGGCGGAUUGGCGAAUUGUGGGGACCCCUCCCCCCCCGCAAGGCUGGGGGAUGGCGCCGGCGCCGGCGGACAACAAUGGUGGAUGGCCAUGAGGACAGGGCGCCAAGUGUGAGGAAGUCAUGGAGUCACACAGCGUGGAAGCAGAAUCUCUGGCCCACACCAGUCCCACCUGCCCGCGUUCUUCCUUGGCUCCCACUAAGCUUCAGCGAUUCAUUCAACAUUAACGUCAAAGAGGCUAGAACCUUCAAUGGUCCAAAGAAAGGUCAGUUUGGAUAUAAAGUUCAACAACAGGAAGCAGAGGGUCAGAAAUGGUUGCUGGUGAGCGCUCCCUGGGAUGGCAGUGCGAAGAACAAGAAAGGUGCUAUUUAUCGGUGCAAAGUCUCCAACAGGAAGAGCACAAACUGCAUGAAAUUAUACUCAGGGGAGGCGGCUCUGAAAAACGUCUCGGACAAAAUGAAGGAUAUGCACUUUGGCAUGACGUUAAUACGCAACACACAAGGCUUCAUGGUUUGUGCUCCCCUCUGGGCCCAGCAGUGUGGAAACUCCAUGUACAACACGGGAAUCUGUACGAACAUCAGCCGCAACUUCAGGCCUUCUGGGAUCAUCGCUCCCACUGCCCAAGAUUGCGGAGUCACCAUGGACAUUGUGAUCCUACUGGACGGUUCAAACAGCAUCUACCCUUGGCACGAGGUCCAGAGGUUCCUUAGCAACGCCCUACACAAGUUCCACAUCGGCCCGAAGCAGAUACAGAUCGGCGUGCUGCAGUACGCGGAGACGGUCGUCCACGAGUUCCACCUCGGCCAACACAAGACGGCGCGGGCCGUGAUCGCAGCCGCCAAGAACAUCAGCCGCCAGGGCGGUCGGGAGACCAAGACCGCAAUGGCCAUCAGAGCCGCCUGCUCGGACGCCUUCAGCCGGGAGCGGGGGGGUCGGGAGGGGGCGUCGAAGGUCAUGGUGGUGGUGACGGACGGGGAGUCCCACGACGGCCUGCACCUGCGCGAAUCCCUGGCCGAGUGCGAGAAGCGGAACAUCAGCCGCUACGCCAUCGCGGUACUGGGCCACUACAUCCGGAGGCGUAAAGACACUGAGACGUUUAUCAGGGAAAUCAAAUUCAUUGCCAGCGACCCGGAUGAGAAACAUUUUUUCAACGUGAGCGAUGAGGCAGCCCUGAACGAUAUUGUCGAUGCGUUGGGAGACCGAAUAUUUGGCUUAGAAGGUAUGAUUUAUCACAACGAAAGCUCGUUCGAACUGGAAAUGUCGCAGGCAGGAUUUUCCGCACAUGUUCUGGAGAAUGGAUUACUGCUGGGCGCUGUCGGGGCGUACGACUGGAAUGGAGCGGUGGUGAGACAGAGCGCUCACGGGCACGUGAUCACCUCCAGAGAAGCCCUGAGCAAUGAGUUCCCCAAGGCCUUGAACAACCAUGCAGCCUACCUGGGCUACACAGUGUCGUCGCUGAAACAGAGGAACGGACAGAGUGUCUAUGUGGCGGGAGCGCCCAGAUACAAGCACAAAGGCAAGGUCAUCCUCUUCAACAUGGACACAACGGGGAACGUGACCAUUCAUCAGUCCCUGGUCGGGGAACAGAUUGGAUCGUACUUUGGAAGCGAGGUUUGCCCGGUGGACGUGGAUGGUGAUCAGGUGACCGACGUGCUGCUGGUCGCAGCCCCCAUGUACCUUGGAGCCGGCUACAAGGAAACUGGAAAGGUCUAUGUUUACACAGUGCGGGAGCGUUCACUGCGGUUCAGCCACACCCUGGUCGCUGGGCCGAAAACGCAGGACGCCCGUUUUGGUUUCACCCUCAUCUCCGUCCCCGACCUCAACUACGACACGUGGAAUGACGCGGUGGUGGGUGCGCCCUUGGAGGACGGCCACCGGGGGGCGGUCUACAUCUACCAUGGACACAGACGCACCAUCCAACCCGCCCACAAACAGAGGAUCGCAGCCUCCACGCUGGACCCCGGGCUGCGGUAUUUUGGCCGCAGCGCGGACGGGCAGAUGGACGUGGAUGGAGACGGGCUGAUCGACGUGGCGGUCGGUGCCUUCGGCAAAGCCCUGGUGUUUGGGUAAGUCACAGCAUCGUGUAUCGGCACCCACACUGUAAACGGCUCGAGGCUCACAUAGAAAAUAGGUGCAGGAGGAGGACAUUCGGCCCUUCGAGCCAGCACCGCCAUUCGGUGUGAUCAUGGCUGAUCAUCCCCAAUCAGUACCCCGUUCCUGCCGUCUCCCCUGACUCCACUAUCUUUAAGAGCCCUAUCUAGCUCUCUC